Messenger RNA from Eublepharis macularius, 11911 nucleotides. RefSeq names its product collagen type IV alpha 4 chain (gene COL4A4). The coding region runs from base 92 to 5224 and encodes 1710 amino acids. Gene Ontology annotation, cellular component: collagen trimer. The record is from RefSeq and is a predicted model, not a curated record. NCBI's taxonomy places the organism in Eukaryota, Metazoa, Chordata, Lepidosauria, Squamata, Eublepharidae. The transcript is spliced from 47 exons. Gene Ontology annotation, molecular function: extracellular matrix structural constituent.
CGCUGAAGAGCGGGCGGCCGAGGCAGCGCGAGGCAGGGCGGCUCCGCCUGGUGUGGCUCGCCUUCAGCUCAGCAGGUCAAGAAGUAGAAGAAUGUGGAACAUCACUGUCAAGUCAGAACCUGCAGAAGGGCCAAGCCCUCAUGUUAAAACCGUAAACGACGAAGGCUCAAAAUCAAAUGAAUUGCCACGAACAGAGUCUAUAAAAAGGAUUAAACUUACAAAUGGAAUUGCAUGGUGGCUGGUAAUAUUACUUUCUUCACUGAAACCAGUUUAUGGGGGAGGAUACUACGUAAAUGUUGGACCUUGUGGUGGACAGGAUUGCUCGGUCUGUCGGUGCUUUCCUGAAAAAGGCUCAAGAGGUCAGCCUGGACAGCUGGGGCCCCAGGGUCCAAUUGGUGCUGUGGGUCCUGCAGGACCCAUUGGUUUUCCAGGAGAAAAAGGUCAGAGAGGUGAGAUGGGUCUUCCUGGGCCAGCUGGAGAAAGAGGCGAUAAGGGUCCUACUGGAGUUCCCGGAUUUUCAGGUUUAGAUGGUAUGCCUGGAUUACCAGGACCUGGAGGACUCAGAGGCAAACCUGGCUUCGAUGGAUGUAAUGGUUCAAAGGGGGAACCAGGAUUUCCUGGAGAGGCUGGUCAUAUUGGACCAAUAGGCUCAUUUGGUGUUCCUGGGCAAAAAGGAGAAAAAGGAUAUUCUAUAAAUGCUUCCAAGUUCAUUAAAGGGGCUUCUGGAGAAAGAGGGGAUCCUGGACGACAUGGAAUACCUGGACCUAGAGGAAGAAGGGGCCCAAGAGGCCCACCUGGAUAUCCAGGCCAACCAGGAUCACAGGGUGCUUCUGGUCAACCUGGUUUACCAGGUGAACAGGGAAAUCCAGGUGUUGGAGUAAAAGGACAAAAAGGAGAGCCGGGUGAUGUGGGACCUCCGGGAUCUCCCGGGCAGCCGUUAUUGGUUGGAACUCCAAGUUCUCGUCUACUAAAGGGAGAAAAGGGUGUAAAAGGAAUGCCUGGAUUGAUGGGCUCUAAAGGAUUGCCUGGCCCCAAAGGUGAACUUGGAAGUGGAAAGAAGGGUGAAAAGGGGAUUCUUGGCUUUCCUGGAAUACGGGGGAGUCCUGGUUCUUAUGGAUCAACAGGUUUUCCAGGAAACAAGGGUAAACCAGGAAUUUCUGGAUUUCCUGGACAAUCUGGCUUUCCAGGCAUAAAGGGGGACCUUGGAGAAAAGGGGCAGCCAGGUCCACCAGGGCCUCCAACACCACCACUUGUUGGAAUAAAAGGUAUUCAAGGAGAUCCUGGAGACCCUGGAUCUUGUGGAGAUGUUGGUGACAUUGGAUUGCCAGGUCCAACAGGCAUAGAUGGAAGGCCUGGGGAACCUGGAGCUAGUCUCCCAGGUUCCAAAGGUAGUUUGGGAAUACCAGGUCCUCAAGGCGCUCGUGGUGAACCUGGUCUCCCUGCUGUAUCUGAAACUGCUCCAGGAAGACCAGGAUCUCCGGGAUUACCAGGUUUAUCAGGACCACCAGGACGCCAGGGUUUGCCUGGGCCACCAGGUGUUGCUUGCAGUGGGAGAGGGUCCCCCGGACAACCAGGAGCUAAAGGCCAAAGGGGCCCAUCAGGGAAAGCAGGUGAAAAAGGAGCAAAAGGCAAUCCAGGCAAUUGUUCAUGUGGUCCUGGUCCCUGUGGACUACCAGGAAAACCAGGUCUACCUGGUAAUCCUGGAAGAAAAGGAGAAGUCGGGUCACCUGGAAAAUAUGGAGAAAAGGGUGACCCAGGUUUACCUGGUGCAGUUGGACAACCAGGUCUCUUAGGACUACCAGGUUCCUCUGGAUUCAGUGGAGAAAAGGGAGAUAAAGGUGAUGCAUUUAGAAUAAGAAUCAAAGGGAUAAAGGGACACAGAGGCUCUCAUGGUGACCCUGGACUUCCAGGCCAGAAUGGGGUGACUGGUGAGGAUGGGGAUCCAGGAGCUCCUGGUGAAAAAGGAUCUCAGGGUGAUGAUGGAAUUGCUGUAUCAGGUGAUAAGGGAUUUCCUGGCCCUCCAGGACUUCCUGGCCCAAGAGGGCCCACAGGACCAUCAGGAAUAGGAAUCCCAGGUCCACACGGUAUCCGUGGUCCACCGGGAGAUCCAGGAAGCCCUGGUAUAAGAGGAUCACCUGGCCCCAAAGGACAGAAAGGGGAUGCUCUUCGGCAGGCAACAGGAUAUCCUGGAAAUCCAGGCCCACCUGGUUCUCAAGGUUCUCCAGGUCCAAAAGGAUCAAGAGGAUCAUCUGGUCGACCUGGUCCUAAUGGUUUUGAUGGCCCAAAAGGCCAACCGGGCAAACCAGGAACAUUAGGAAGCCCUGGUCCAGAAGGUGUCAGGGGUGAGUCUGGUGACCCAGGUGAAGAAGGUAAAAGUGGUUCCAGGCUGGAUGGUGCCCCAGGAUUGCCAGGUCCUCCUGGGCCUAAAAGUCAGAAAGGUAUUCCAGGUGACACCAGUUAUGGUCCUCCAGGAAUUCCAGGCAACAGAGGCCUGCCAGGACUACCAGGUUUGCCUGGCAAAAGAGGGGACACAGGCCUUCCUGGGCUUCAAGGACAGCCUGGCACACCAGGAUUCCCAGGAGCUAAAGGACUUAGAGGAAGAAAAGGUUCUGCUGGAGCCCUCGGCUGUCCUGGCUCACCUGGGCUGACUUGUGACAAAGGCUUGCAGGGGCCACCAGGACCUCCAGGCUAUUUGGGAUCACCAGGACUUCCAGGUUUAAAAGGCUACAAAGGCUCACAAGGAGAUAUGGGACCACCCGGCCCAGCUGGAAUGAAAGGCACCCCAGGAGUUCCUGGAAUACCAGGGCCACCUGGCCUUCCAGGCUUAAGAGGAAAUAUAGGCCUUCCAGGGGAUGAUGAAUUGCAGGGCCUCCCAGGCCAAAAAGGGAGCAAAGGACCCCAAGGUAUGCAAGGUUUCCCAGGACUUCCGGGAAAUCAAGGAGAGAAGGGAGUUCCCGGUGUAAAAGGUGAACCAGGACAAACAGGCCCACAUGGCCCUCCUGGGGAAUGUGGAUUUAUGGGCUCCAAAGGUGAAAGAGGACUUCCAGGUGAAGAUGGCUGUAUCAUUAUAUUGGCUGAGAAAGGACAAAACGGAGAGCCAGGUCUUCCUGGUGAAGAAGGUUUACUUGGGAUACAGGGUGACAAAGGCAGCCCUGGAUUUAAAGGCAGCCCAGGACUGCCAGGCAGAAGUGCACUUCUGCAGAAAGGUGAACCUGGUGAUGAUGGGGAGAUUGGUUUCCAAGGGCUGCCAGGCCCACCUGGGGUUCCAGGAUUGAGAGGAAUCACUGGUUUUCAAGGACAGCAGGGGGAGCAGGGUGCACAAGGAUUACCGGGUGCUCUAGGAACACCAGGACUUGAUGGAGCAAAAGGACCUAAAGGUAGUAGAGGUGAACCAGCUGUUCACAGCGGCCAGCCUGGUAAGAAAGGUCCUCCAGGAAAUCCAGGAUUGCCAGGACUCAAUGGAUUACCAGGUGUUCAAGGAGUACCAGGGAUUCAAGGGGAAACAGGAAGACAGGGACCCAAAGGAUUACCUGGAUACCCAGGAACUCCUGGCUUCCCAGGAACUCAGGGAGCUGCAGGACUGUCAGGACCUCCAGGUGAUGAAGGUAGUCCUGGUCUUUUGGGACCUCCAGGUUUUGCAGGAUUACCUGGAUCCCCAGGUAGAAAAGGCCCUCCGGGAUUGCCUGGAAUAGAUGGCUUGAAUGGACUACAGGGUCAGAAAGGCUUACCAGGACCUCCAGGUUUAAGUGAAGUGGGGCCUCCGGGGUGCGUUGGAGAGCCUGGAUCAAAAGGCAAUAGAGGAGAACCUGGACUGCCAGGAAUUUCCCUUCCAGGACCCCCAGGAGAUGUGGGCUUGUUAGGGCCACCUGGCAAGCCAGGGGCUUCUGGGCCUGCAGGACCUAUUGGACAACCUUGUGAAAAUGCACUUCCUGGGCUUCCAGGUGACCAAGGCCCUGCUGGUUUGGAUGGCAUCAGAGGCCUUCCUGGUCAGACUGGACCCCCGGGAAAGACUAUUUUUGUUAAAGGAGAUCCAGGUGACUCUGGGAUCCCUGGCCUACCUGGGGUUCCUGGUCCACCUGGGAAUCCAGGAAAAAAAGGCAUUCAAGGAAAACAAGGGAGAGGAGGCUCAAAAGGUCCGGUGGGGAACCCUGGACCACGGGGGCCUCCUGGUGCCCAUGGGGAGCCUGGUGAUCAAGGCUUUCAAGGACCAACUGGACCUUUGGGUCCCAAAGGUGACCCAGGUGAACCUGGAAAACUUGAUUACUCCUUAUGUCCCAAGACUCCAGGGCCUCCCGGAGUAUUAGGCCAAAGAGGUUCACCAGGCUCCAUAGGAAUUCCUGGGCCGCCAGGUUUUCCUGGUCCCCAAGGAAGAAAAGGAGAAGAAGGGUUGUUAGGGCUGCUGGGCCAAAAUGGCUUGCCUGGGCCACCUGGACCUCUUGGUGAUCCAGGUGACAAGGGAGAAAAAGGAUACCCAGGGCUUCGAGGUCCUCCAGGCCAGACUGGGAUGCCAGGGCCACCAGGGCCUGAAACAACCACUGCUAGUGGAUUCUUGCUUGUUCUGCACAGUCAAACAGACCAAGAACCACUGUGUCCGGAGGGAAUGCCAAAAUUAUGGACUGGGUACAGCCUGCUGUAUCUUGAAGGACAGGAGAAGGCCCAUAAUCAAGACCUUGGUCUGGCUGGAUCUUGUCUUCCUGUAUUCAGCACCAUGCCUUUUGCCUAUUGCAAUGUUAAUCAGGUCUGCUACUACGCAAGUAGAAAUGAUAAAUCUUACUGGUUGUCAAGUGCCGCUCCUUUACCCAUGAUGCCCAUCUCUGAUGAAGAAAUAGAGCCCUACAUUAGCAGGUGUGCUGUAUGUGAAGCUCCUGCCCAAGCUGUAGCUAUCCAUAGUCAGGAUCAAUCCAUUCCUCUCUGUCCGCUGAACUGGAGAAGUCUUUGGAUAGGCUACUCAUUUUUAAUGCACACUGGAUCUGGUGACCAGGGAGGUGGACAAUCUCUCAUGUCAACUGGAAGCUGCCUUGAAGAUUUCAGAUCAGCACCCUUUAUUGAGUGCCAGGGUCAGCGAGGAACAUGUCAUUUUUUUGCAAAUGAAUACAGUUUCUGGUUGAUGACAGUAAAGCCAGAGUGGCAGUUUGCAUCACCUCCUCUCUCAGGGACACUGAAAAAUGAGCAAGAACAACGCAGGCAUAUAGGCAGGUGCCAGGUCUGCAUGAAACAUGGAUAAAGAAAAUCUGUAUGUUUACACAAAAUAACUCCAAUGGGAAGACACCAGUAACUUGCACUCUAGCUGUAAAUGGUGCUAAUUUGGGGGUUUCAUUUGAAUAUAGUACAACACUUUUCAAGACUUCAGCCACAGCCACAUUUGCACUGCAAGAUUAAGCCAUUUUCAAACAGUAGGAUCUCCCACAUGUCUUCACUGCAGAUAUACUUUUAGAGAUGUAUCUCCACUAGCUGAAAACCUUUGGAAAAUGUAUCAUUUUUAAGAAUUCUGUCUCCUAUCUGCAUCAUCAUAAGUAUCAGGGAGUGGCUGACUUGAUAGGUGGGGUUUCUGCUCUUGACUGCUUUGUUCUUUGUUCACUUCUGCACUGAACAAAGCACCACAUUAACACUUAUUUUUCAUCUCCAGUUAAUAUUUAACUUGGAGCAGGAAACUAUCAGAGAGCUUUGAUUGUCAUCAGUUACAAACCCAGCCAAAAUUUCUGUUGUUCACAUGCUUUCAGUAGAUACAGUCCCAACUCCAGUACAUAGAUGGCAAAGUGUAUCAGCUUCAAAAGUUGUUGGAAGGGUUAUGCCCAGUAGUCCAUUUCUGAUGGCCACAACUGGUGUUUGGCUUGUUUAGAAGAAAGCCAUCCUCUAUAGUCUGUUCUGCUAAACAAUUAGAAGCAUGAAAAGGUCACCAGAAGAAGGCUUUCUGGAAAUAAUAUCCUAAAUUCUAAGAUCUAUAGUGCAAAGUGAACAGAUAAAAUUACUGACAAACCUAUAAAUAUCCCCUUAGAGGAAAACAAUCACUCCCGUGCUUGUGACCUCCCUUCCAAGUUAAAUCAUAGAAACUUCCAUUUUCCUAAAUUGAACUUUCACCAUCUGCCGAUUUUAUUGUAUGCAGAUGAUGCUAUAUUAUUAUCUUGCACGAGAGUAGGAUUGAACUGUAUACUCUGUGCCAUGGCAAUUUUUUUGGUCAGGACAAUCAGCUGGUAUUAACUAUAGUAAAUCAAAGGUCUUAAUUUUUCGGAAAGCAAGUAUUCACAGAAAGUCAGCCUUAGAUAAUAAAAGGACAUUUGAUAGAGCAAGUGUGUUCAUUUUGUAACAAUGGAUUCUACUUUACAGCUUCCAAUACUUGGUCUACCAAUCUUAAUUAAGAUUUGAAAGGAACAAAAGUUCAUUUGGCUGCUAUCAUGAGGUUCUUUUUUCAGUCUGGGUGUCAAUUUGUUCCAAUAGUAUUGGAGAUCUACUGAGCAAAUAUUUUUCUCCUUUUUUACUCUAUGGAGUUCUUGUUUGGAUUUCAGCAGCUCUGGCUACAUUAGAGUCCGUGCAGAGUUCCUUUUUGCGUUUUUUUUUUGCAUGCCCCUAAAUGCAUUUCAAAUUACAAUUUAUUGUUGGAAUCGGGUCACAGCCAAAUUUCUCUUUUGACCUGAGCAGCUGAAGUAAAAUUUAAAUUCUUUUUGCUAGAUUGUGAAUAGAGAUGGGUACAAACCAGGAAAAUACUGAACGUUCAUGAACCACCACAAAUUUGCCCCGGUUUGCGAACCAGUUUUUUUGGUUCGUGAAAACGUCACUUCCAGGGCAGUAGAAGGUCUGCAGAACAGGGGUGUGUGCUUCCAGUUUCCCCCUUUCAAACACUGGCUGCUUUAUAGCUGCUGGGAGGGGCAUCCCCCAUCAGCUGAAAAAAGCUGCCAGCGUUUGAAAGCAACCACACUUUUCUUGUGCAGUAAGAAAAGUGCUGCUGCUUUCCAACACCCGCUACUCUUCUUUUCCUUGGGAGCUAAAGCAAGGUAAGGGUCAUAAGGCUGCUUCUCCAUUGGCUUCCUUCCUCCUGGGUAUGCAAGCACUAUCUUAUUUUUUUCCCCCAAAGCCAGGAAUGAUUCCUAAUGUUGCUGCUUAUUCCCUGCUGGCUUUAAAAGCCAGGAAAGGGUUAAACGGCUGCUUUUCCCCUUCCUUCUUUGGGGUAUGCACACACUCUUUAUUUCCAAAGGCAAGAAGGGGUUGUAAUGUUGUAAUACUGUAACACAGUAACAUUGUAAUGUUACUGCAUAUUCCUCCUGGCUUUAAAAGCCAAGAAAGGAUUAAAUGGCUGCUUUCCCCUUCCUUCCAGGCAUCUUUCUGGCUUUGCCAAAGAGAAAAAAAACCCAAGCAUUUUGCACAGCCCUUUGGAAACAGGGAAGCUGCUGGGAGGGGAUGAAGCAGCAGCAUUUUAACCCUUUCCUGUCUUGGCUUUAAAAAAAUGAGAGUGGAACAAGCACAAAAAGUACAUAUUUUCCUCCAGAACAGCACCAAUUGCCUCUCCAGUGGGCAGGGGACAGCCCAAUCAACAAAUACAGGAGGGGAAGGGUUCCAACAUUGCAACAUUACUAUGCUUGCUCAAAGUUUUUUUAAGAAGUGUGACAUAAAUUGCAAAGCCCUGAAAGCCUGAAACUGCACCAAGGCUUCACGCAAGGAAAGUGUUGCUGCUUUCAAAUGCUGGCAGCUUUUUUCAGCUGAUGGGCGAUCCCCCUCCCAUCAGCUGAAAAGCAGCAGGGUGCACACCUCUACUGCAGAAACCCCAUCCUCAGUUGCUUAGGAAACGGAUUGAUCAGCGCCAGGCUGUCUGCAGCGAUGAACUAAAAAAUGAACCAAACGAACCAGCCUAAAGUUCACCACAGUUUGUCAGAAAUGGGCUCUCACGAACCACCAGUUUGUGAACCACGAACCAACGUGGUUCAUGAUGAACUUUGGUUCGUAUUUUGGUUCGUGUCCAUCUCUAAUUGUGAGUCUUUACUUGAACAUUUAAAAGGACUCAGAUUAACCUCCAUAAAUCAUCUUGGGAUUAGUUAACGGAGGAGAAGUUGUCAAGUUUAACAUUUAAUUUGUCUUUUCCUUCUCUUGAUAUUUUAAGUGUUAGGAGACAUUGUUCUUUCUUGGGGGUGGGGCAUCUCAGCCCCUCUAUUUCUUGUUUUGCUGAGUUAUUUUACUUUCUUAAUAAUCUCUAUUUUUCAUCAACUUCUUUUCUUAGCUAGAGUAAAUGCUUUACCACUUACAGAAUUGUUAGGUCACUGGGAGGGUAUUAACUCUCACCAGCGACUCUUCCCUUGUGGUAGAGCUGUAACUGAAACUUGACCUCAUUUUGUAUUUAGUUGUGGUUUGUAUUCAUCUAGAAAAGAUACAUUUAUACUCCCCUUAUUGAGUAGGUUUCCUCACUAUUCAUAUGAUUUUCAUCUGUUAUAUCUUUUGGCUGGUAAAAAUAGGCAUGUCACCUUGUCUUUGAUAAAGUUUGUAUUUUGUGCCUUUAGAAUUAGGCAGGCACACAUUAAAAAUAUCACUGGGGUUAAGCAUUAGUGGGCUGUCAAUUUUACUUAUUUCACCAAGGUGCCCUUGGACACAUAGGUGUUCUGAUUUAGGAACAGGAACUCCAGUGCUUGAGGUAUGCAUAGCAACACAGGAAAUAGACAAUGAACAUGUAGAGAUGGAAGCUGAUUUGCAAGUGAAAUCUAAAAACAACUGUAUUUUACCAGACAAAAAGAUAAAAAGCAGAGAUUACUACAACGGGAACCCAAAGUUCAUCCAGCAGAUCCAAAGGCAGGGGAAAGAGGAUUGCUCUGUUUACAAAGAACAGUUGCUACAAAUGAUUCAAGCAAUUGGAGGGGAAGCAAUUAAACAGUUGACUCGUAUGACAGAACAGUAUUAAAGAUUUUGACUGCAUGAGAUAAAGAGGGUAUAGCGAUAAUGCUAUUACCAGGAAUGCUAUCCAUUACGGAAGAAGCACAGCAAAAAAUCCCCACCAUCAGGUAGCAAAAGGAUUUUUUAAAAAUUAAGUGGCGAAGUUCAAACUCUUUUGCACUGGGAGCUUCUCAAGGACAUCAGAAGCUAUUUCAACUUUCAUCUAAUGUCUGAGGCCAACAUGAUAUAUAGUCUAGCAUGGAAAUGAUCUUCUACAGCCUUAUUCCUGAAGACUGGCAAUUGUUGAACUUUAGUGGUCAUAGCAAUAUUGCUAUUAUACACUCCAGAUCCCCCUCCCUUCUGUUUUAAAUCAGUUUCAGUACUUUGUCCCUUCAUUCCACCUAUGCAUAGCACUAGAGAUAUUUGUAAUGAGCAUUGCAAAGGAGUAAAAUCAAUACAGGAUGUAUCCCUGAUGGGUUGGAUGGGGGUGGUUAUUACAGUUUUUCAACAGUCCCACUGUUUCCUUUAUUACUCUACAGACUGAGUUGCUAUUGAACUCAAGAGCAUCGUCUUUGAGAGAAGUGAGAAAUAAGGGGUGUAGCCUCUCCUAUCUAGUCAGCUUAUAGCAAUUUAGCUUUGGAGGAUAGAGGUGAGGCCAUGCCAUUGAUAGAAACUUAAACUGUCCGGAUGUUUUCAGCUGGUGCAGGCAGAAUACCUGGAAGUGGGACAUCACAAAAAACACUUGGGAAAUAGCACUUACAAUAACUGCAGCCCUGUUUUCUUUGAGAAUUCUUUGCUGAAGUUUCCUACUCCUUUUUAUAUAGGUAUAAUUUGAAGGACAGUACAAGUUUGAAACUGAUUUGAAUUUAUAGUGCGGCUUUGUUCAACUUCUAGGGAAAUUAUAGAGUUUUAUUCUAGCUUUAGCCUCCAUCUAUCUUGUGCACACAUAAAGAGUAUUGUAUUGUAAUUCAGUAUAAUUCUGUAGUAAAAAGCCAAAUUGCAGAACAGCACAUUCAUUUAUGUGUUAGGAUAAACAUCAGUCUUAGGAGUGGUAUAAUGUAAUUUAAAAGUUUCUUUUAAACUUGCAUAUUAAACGAUUUAAACAUGUUAAAAGUUAAGAACACCAUACCAUUCCUUUAAUAAUUUUAAGUUCAUAUAUCCUAACUUCACCUAAGAAAAUGAAAAUGGAAAAACAAUGUAAGAGAAAGGGAACAAUUUUUUAAAUUUUUUAUUCCAAAAAUGGUAUUCUCAAUCUCUGUUCGAAGUCCUACCAACAUCCUUGCAAAUUAGCAAUGCUUUGUCCCACUGCAAUUAGCCACUGUAGGCAUUGUGGUGGGCUGUUUUAAUCACACCUACUUUCUCCAUGGCUAUGAAAUGAAGCAGCUUGCACCAUGUUGCAUCAUGUCCAAUAGGAUAUGAACAAACCCAGGUGCAAAUCGGAACCCUUGGACAAUCACCAUAGCAUUCCGCUGGGUUAUUUAUUUUAGAUAUUUCAUAUCCUGCUUUUCUCCACAAUAUGGAUCUCCAGCUGCUUAAAUGGUAAUAUUAAAUGCUGUGGGCAAAAAACCCACUCUCCAAAAUCGCAUUUUGAGACUAAUCAUAGACACAGUGAAUUUAACUGGCACCUUUGCCUGAACAAGGCUAGAAUGGAUUGUUUACCUAUUCUGUUAAAUGAAAAGCAGGAAAUUAGCUUUCUAUAAUGCUGUAUAUAGACUUGAUUCCUAUAGCAAUGUAAGAAUAUAUAUUCCUUUUUUACCUUUUAUUUUUAAGUUAUGCAUUUUUGCACCCAUAGGUGCUCUUUGCUCAUAUGGUACUGUUGGUGUUGAACGGUAUCAGUCUGUUGUGUAUUGAAUGGAUACUUAUAAGCACUGGGGAAGGGGUGGUGCAGAGGAAACACAUCUUUUUCGUAUACACAUACGAUGUUUAUGAAGUAAUCAAGUGCUAUUUUCAACAGUAUCCCUGAAAACAAUGCAUUAGUAUACUUCAGUACAGUUUCUCAUUGAACUAUAUUUAAAUCAAGUAGCACCCUAAAGACCAACAAUAUUUCCAAGGAUUUGAGAGUCACAGCUUCCUUCAUCAUAAGCAGGAAUGGAGAUCCAUGAGCCCUUAUAUCCCUGGGAUAUAAGUGCUUAGGGAUCUCUCCAUUCCUACUUGUAUCUGUCAAAGGGAGCUUUAACUCUCAGAAGCUUAUACCUGGGAAUCUUCUUAGUCUUUGAGGUGCUACUGGACUUGAAUCUUGCUCUUCAGCUGUAGACCAACACAGCUACCCAUCUAAAACUAUCUUUACUUAAUUGUAUUUCAGGUCUAGGCCUGUGACAUACUGUUCCAGUAAGCAGACAUUAACUACCGUAAUGGGAGAAUAUUAUUGUAAUAAUGGGUGCAACAUUCCAAGCAUUCAGGAGCCACUGUCCCCAUAAAAAUUAGUGUAGUAAAUGGAUUGCUGAUAAAGCACUUCCAUGUUCUCUAACAUGUAUAUAGCCUGAUGGCCUCCUUAUGCUCCCAUACAGUGCCAUCAUAAGCAGAGUUACACUCUUCUAAAUCUAUUGAAGUAAGUGGGCUUAGAACAGUGUAAGUCUUCUCAGUUCCUGCUAUGAAUUAGCAUAUUCCUGCUAUGCUGUUAUCCAUGGAUCCAUUAUGCCUUGGCUACUGCUCCAGUUGGCUUCUUCUUUGAAAGAAGCCAUUCAGAAAGUGGCUGAUAAUAAGAAUUGAGUUUAUUUUGUUGUUCUGCCUUCUCUGUUUUUUUAACAUCAACUACUGCUAUUACUGGACUGUUAAUCAUUUUUAUGUUGUUUUAAGGAUGUUUUAGUAUUAUUAUAGCAUUUAUUUACAUCUUUAAAUUGUUUUGUGGCUGCUAAUACUUUGUCAACUGCUGCUACUAGCUUUUUAAAUCAGUUACUAUUUAACUACUUAAUUUUUUUUUGCUGGUGGUUUUAAUUUGUUAUUGUUUUAAUAUUACCUAAAGUUUAUAAGCUAUCAGUUUGGCUGAGCAUUCAAGAUAAAAUCGCUUAAAUAAAAUGUCUAAUAAAGUAUUUUGUAUAAAAAAGCAUUCCUAUAUAUAUAA